GUCAUUCUAAUUCGAGAUUCUUCCAAUGAUAAUCGCUGAAAAUAACCACGUGAUUAACUUAUAUAAAUAGGCGAAUUUCCGUUGUGCAGCAAGAACAGUCGCAAAACACACACACGAAAGAAACACGUAUUAUAAUUGUUAUAUCAAAGGAGAACAAAGAUAAAUAUGCAGAUCUUUGUGAAAACCCUCACUGGAAAGACCAUCACCCUCGAGGUUGAGCCCUCAGAUUCCAUUGAAAAUGUGAAGGCUAAGAUUCAGGACAAAGAAGGUAUUCCCCCAGAUCAGCAGAGAUUGAUCUUUGCUGGCAAACAGUUGGAAGAUGGCCGAACAUUGUCAGAUUACAACAUCCAGAAGGAAUCCACACUUCAUCUUGUACUUCGUCUUAGAGGAGGUAUGCAAAUCUUUGUGAAAACCCUCACUGGAAAGACCAUUACCCUCGAGGUUGAGCCCUCAGAUUCCAUUGAAAAUGUGAAGGCUAAGAUUCAGGACAAAGAAGGUAUUCCCCCAGAUCAGCAGAGAUUGAUCUUUGCUGGCAAACAGUUGGAAGAUGGUCGUACUUUGUCAGAUUACAACAUCCAGAAGGAAUCCACACUCCAUCUUGUACUUCGUCUUAGAGGAGGUAUGCAGAUCUUUGUCAAGACCCUCACUGGCAAGACCAUCACCCUCGAGGUUGAGCCCUCAGACUCAAUUGAAAAUGUGAAGGCAAAAAUUCAGGAUAAAGAAGGUAUUCCCCCAGAUCAGCAGAGAUUAAUCUUUGCUGGCAAACAGUUGGAAGAUGGUCGUACUUUGUCAGAUUACAACAUCCAGAAGGAAUCCACACUCCAUCUUGUACUUCGUCUUAGAGGAGGUAUGCAGAUCUUUGUCAAGACCCUCACUGGCAAGACCAUCACCCUCGAGGUUGAGCCCUCAGACUCAAUUGAAAAUGUGAAGGCAAAAAUUCAGGAUAAAGAAGGUAUUCCCCCAGAUCAGCAGAGAUUGAUCUUUGCUGGCAAACAGUUGGAAGAUGGCCGAACAUUGUCAGAUUACAACAUCCAGAAGGAAUCCACACUUCAUCUUGUACUACGUCUUAGAGGAGGUAUGCAGAUCUUUGUCAAGACCCUCACUGGCAAGACCAUCACCCUCGAGGUUGAGCCCUCAGACUCUAUCGAGAAUGUGAAAGCAAAGAUUCAGGAUAAAGAAGGUAUUCCCCCAGAUCAGCAGAGAUUGAUCUUUGCUGGCAAACAGUUGGAAGAUGGUCGUACUUUGUCAGAUUACAACAUCCAGAAGGAAUCCACACUCCAUCUUGUACUUCGUCUUAGAGGAGGUAUGCAGAUCUUUGUCAAGACCCUCACAGGUAAAACCAUUACACUCGAGGUUGAGCCCUCAGAUUCCAUUGAAAAUGUGAAGGCAAAGAUUCAGGACAAAGAAGGUAUUCCCCCAGAUCAGCAGAGAUUGAUCUUUGCUGGCAAACAGUUGGAAGAUGGUCGUACUUUGUCAGAUUACAACAUCCAGAAGGAAUCCACACUUCAUCUUGUACUUCGUCUUAGAGGAGGUAUGCAGAUCUUUGUCAAGACCCUCACAGGUAAAACCAUUACACUCGAGGUUGAGCCCUCAGAUUCCAUUGAAAAUGUGAAGGCAAAGAUUCAGGACAAAGAAGGUAUUCCCCCAGAUCAGCAGAGAUUGAUCUUUGCUGGCAAACAGUUGGAAGAUGGCCGAACAUUGUCCGAUUACAAUAUCCAGAAGGAAUCCACACUCCAUCUUGUACUUCGUCUUAGAGGAGGUAUGCAGAUCUUUGUCAAGACCCUCACCGGCAAAACCAUUACACUUGAGGUUGAGCCCUCAGAUUCCAUUGAAAAUGUGAAGGCAAAGAUUCAGGAUAAAGAAGGUAUCCCCCCAGAUCAGCAGAGAUUGAUCUUUGCUGGCAAACAGUUGGAAGAUGGUCGUACUUUGUCAGAUUACAACAUCCAGAAGGAAUCCACACUUCAUCUUGUACUUCGUCUAAGAGGAGGUAUGCAGAUCUUUGUUAAGACACUCACUGGCAAAACCAUCACUCUAGAGGUUGAGCCCUCAGACUCAAUUGAAAAUGUUAAGGCAAAGAUUCAGGACAAAGAAGGUAUCCCCCCAGAUCAGCAGAGAUUGAUCUUUGCUGGCAAACAGUUGGAAGAUGGUCGUACUUUGUCAGAUUACAACAUCCAGAAGGAAUCCACACUUCAUCUAGUACUUCGUCUUAGAGGUGGCCAGUGAAAGUGUAACAAAAAUGACAUUUAAUUUUAAAGUUUUGAACAUUUUAGUCAUAAGAGGAAAAGAUGAAAUUUCUGUUCUUCAUUUUUAGUCUGUAACAAAAAUGAUUUUGGAAUUUUAGUUUUCUGAAAAGUCUUACGUGAACAAAAACAUCUUAAUCUGUGCAAUAAAAUGAAGUAAAUAUUGAAAAAA
Molecule: messenger RNA, 2412 nt
Organism: Ruditapes philippinarum (Manila clam)
Lineage: Eukaryota; Metazoa; Mollusca; Bivalvia; Venerida; Veneridae
Product: polyubiquitin-C
Exons: 4
Coding region: 166-2223 (685 amino acids)
Biological process (GO): protein ubiquitination; modification-dependent protein catabolic process
Cellular component (GO): nucleus; cytoplasm
Molecular function (GO): protein tag activity; ubiquitin protein ligase binding
Source: RefSeq, a predicted model, not a curated record